Messenger RNA from Carcharodon carcharias (great white shark), 1153 nucleotides. Its product is annotated as gastrula zinc finger protein XlCGF8.2DB-like. Gene Ontology annotation, biological process: regulation of transcription by RNA polymerase II. The transcript is spliced from 2 exons. The coding region runs from base 261 to 1055 and encodes 264 amino acids. NCBI's taxonomy places the organism in Eukaryota, Metazoa, Chordata, Chondrichthyes, Lamniformes, Lamnidae. Gene Ontology annotation, molecular function: DNA-binding transcription factor activity, RNA polymerase II-specific; RNA polymerase II transcription regulatory region sequence-specific DNA binding. Gene Ontology annotation, cellular component: nucleus. The record is from RefSeq and is a predicted model, not a curated record.
GGCAACUGCAAGGAUGACCACCAAUCAGGUACGCCUGAAUUAGAUGAGUGCAACCUCUCUGCAGAUGCUGUCAGACCUGCUUAUUUUUUCCAGGUAUUUUUGUUUUUGAUCUUGGAGGAUUGACUGUCUGGAGGAGAUUACAGAGAUAGGGGAGAAUACAACCAUGGAGGAAAAUAAGGCCGUGAACCUCAAGCCAAACAUCUCAUCAGGAGCUGACAGUUUCCCAAUUUAUCAUAACUGGAAAGCAUCAGCCUUUGAACAUGGAAGGAAAAAGCACCGUUCACAUUGUGGAGAAACAGUACACAUGUUCUGUGUGUGGACAAGGCUUCAGACAAUCAUCUGGCCUGUCAAGACACAAGCGCAGUCACACCGGGGAGAAACCGUGGAAAUGUGGGGAUUGUGGGAAGAGAUUCAAUUACCCGUCUGAUCUGGAAACUCAUCGACGCAGUCACACUGGGGAGAGGCCGUUCACCUGCUCUGUGUGUGGGAAGGGAUUCACUCAGUCAUCCAGCCUGCUGAAACACCAGCGAGAUCACACUGGGGAGAGACCAUUCACCUGCUUCGAGUGUGGAAAGGGAUUCACUCAGUUAUCCAACUUGUUGGAACACGAGCGAAUUCACUCUGGGGAGAGGCCGUUCACCUGCUCCGAGUGUGGGAAGGGAUUCACUCAGUCAUCCCACCUGCUGACACACCAGCGAGUUCACACUGAGGAGAGACCUUUCAAAUGCCCAGAUUGCGAGAAGUGCUUUAAAAGUUCUGGGGAACUGAUGUCCCAUCAACGUGUUCAUACUGAGGAGAGACCAUUCAGGUGCUCUUAUUGUGGGACUGGAUUCAGGCGAUCAGAACAGCUCACUGUGCACCAGCGAAUUCACACUGGGGAGAGGCCAUUUACCUGCAUGGAAUGUAGGAAGGGAUUCACUCAGUUAUCCACCCUGCUGAAUCACCAGCGAAUUCACACUGGGGAGAGGCCAUUCACUUGCUCUGAGUGUGGGAAAGGAUUCACAACUUCAUCCACGUUGCGAAAGCACCAGCGAGUUCACAAGUUUCUACAGUGAUGGAUUUUGCUGAUAAUCACAUUCAGGACUGAACCAUGUUCAUUGGGGUCUGUUUCUGCUGAUGUUAAUAAACUCCAGCCCAGUUUGCGGGAAUAUUA